AGCAGUGAUGACACUGAUGAUGACAUUGGUGCAGCGAUAAAUAAAAAGAAAAAGGCGACGUCCACCAGUCGCCGCCAGACGAUGGCAAAUCCAAUGCCUCCACCAGCAGUAGCACCACCUCCAGUGGCAUCGAGUGUCUCCAGGAGUCCCUCGAAACGUCGUGCAGGCUCGAGAAACUCAGAGACCAAGGAGACAUCUGACUACGAGGAUGCAACAGUCAAUUCAACGAGUCGCACAGUGAAGACCGUCCAGAAGAAGACGAAAUCCUUCAAGCUAUCCACCGUCAACGAUGGCUUGGAGACUGGCUCUGACUCAGACAUCCCCGAGGAUUCAGAUAAACGUUUUCCAACCAAGUUUGGAGUUGAAGCCCCCAAGCCAUCAUACGACUCACGUAAGGAUAGAAAUUCCGCUGACGUCGAGACAACUGUCAAGACUUACGAGAGCAGAACCAGGGGCUCGAAUCUUCUCAGGGAAGAUAAGUAUACAGUGCCACCUUUCAAGCCAAACAUCUCGCCGAUUGCACCUAUUAAGGAUGAUUCCUCCUACAAGAGGGAGGAUCUCAAUGUCAAUGACAUCUUGGCCACCUACGAGAGCCCUUAUCUUUCUGAAUUCACCAGGAGAUUGAGCACUCAGACCGGCAGCAGUGCACCAUCUCGAUCUAAUUUUAAGAGCUCUAUGCUACGUCAUACAACUCAUUUACGUCCCGAAAAUAAAGAGAGCGAUACCAAUGGGCAUUUCUCGUCUCUGCGAUCAUCUUACAAUGCAACAAACUCCAGAUAUGUUUCCUCGUCGAACGACAGAUCUCGGGACGUUGUGACCAGAGCGUACAAAGCGCCGGCAACAAAACAGGAAGAGGGCAGAAAUAAUCAGAACGUGGUGUCGAUGGUAUUAGUCAUAGGAUUGGCCCUUUUCUUCGGUGUUUUGGCUAUUGUUUACCUCGGUCUAGGUGGAAAAACUGAGAGUGUACCUUCUCUGCCUAUGGGUAGGUAUUCAGACUAAGUUAUUAACACGUUUAUGUAUACAGUUCGAUCAUUUAUACAAUUGUCUUUUUUUGAGGUGUGGGUAGACGAAAUAACUAGGGUUAUGAUACAAUUAUGAUAAUACUAAUCUUUAAUCAGUGCCGAUAUACAAAGUCUGGACAAUGUUCGUUACUUAUUGUCUGUCAUCUUUUUGUAGUGUUUUUUUUUUCGAGGUCUUGAUAUUUAUUUAUGUGGAAUCUAUAGAAAUGAUUUGUGGAAAAUUCAAGAAAUUUUACAGAAAAAAAAUACACGAAUUCGAGUUUAAAUUGAACGAUGAGAUUUUCGUUAUACAAUUAAUUUCUAGACUUUGUAUACCACUAACUCUUAUUUUCUGUAGAAGAAAUUAUAUA
Molecule: messenger RNA, 1369 nt
Organism: Fopius arisanus
Lineage: Eukaryota; Metazoa; Arthropoda; Insecta; Hymenoptera; Braconidae
Exons: 3
Coding region: 82-999 (305 amino acids)
Source: RefSeq, a predicted model, not a curated record